This is a messenger RNA of Kalmanozyma brasiliensis GHG001, 1455 nucleotides long. RefSeq names its product WD40 repeat. Lineage: Eukaryota; Fungi; Basidiomycota; Ustilaginomycetes; Ustilaginales. Bases 1 to 1455 code for a protein of 484 amino acids. The transcript has a single exon. The record is from RefSeq and is a predicted model, not a curated record. Gene Ontology annotation, molecular function: protein binding.
AUGGACCAAGAAAUGGACCUCACGCUGUCAGGAGCGGCACGUGCUCCAGCUCUUGCAUCAACAUCAAGCGUCUACCGAGCAAAGGAGCCGUUCCAUGUGCAGGUCAUUCCGCCGAAUGCUCAAGCGAACGCUUCGCCAGCCUACGUCACACAUCUCCUCUCGCUCUCGACAUCCUUCGGCGUACCAACACUGCUUGCUGUUGCGGACGACAGCACGCUCACGCUGAUCGACAAGACGUCGGGUGUUGUUGCCGAGUCGCACCGAGCGUUCAAGGAUGCGAGGAUCACACAAGCCAAGCCACUCGGCACCGGAUCCUCUGCUGGCAGCUUCGUGGCUAGUGUCUCGAACGGUACCGUGGCAUGCUGGGACACACGGAUUGGAUUGACGAAGCCAGUAUGGACGCUACAGGGGGCGUCGAAAGCACCGUACCUGUGCGUCGAGCCUUCGCCGAACGACAAGAACACGGUGGUGGCGGGCACAGAGCAGUACGGCCACGGAGACAGUGACAUUGACAUCUGGGACAUUCGCUCCCUAGCAGCACCGAGGAGCAAGUACAACGAGGUGCACAGCGACGACAUCACUGUGCUCCAGUAUCAUCCUGAUGCGGCAAAUCACGCUGGCAUCCUGCUGAGUGGAUCUACGGACGGUCUGGUGUCAGCUAUCGACACGACCAUCGCGGAAGAGGACGAUGCGGUGAUCUCGGUCGGCAACACGGGCAACUCUGUAGCGAGAGCAGGAUGGAUUUACUCGACAUCAUCUGCCGCUGGGUUGUCGAGUACAGCAGGUGCGAUGGACACGGCCAUGGACGGAGACGAAGAAGCCGACCUUUCCCAAGUCGAGACCGAAGCACGCCGUCGAGCACUGGGCAAGGUGUGGGCGGUAGGAGACAUGCAGACGCUCUCUCUCUUCGACGCCGACAAGUUCGAUCCCAUUCUGGUCACCACAGACGUUCGAUCGUCUUCGUCCCUCCGACCACCCUGGUCCACAGACUAUGUCAUCGACGCUUUCACCACUCUCCCCUCCUUCCCGAACCCCUCGGCGAAUGAGGAGGAACAGCUCAAGCUCUUCGUUGGCAAGUCGGAAGGCGCUUUCGCGACCAUCUCCGUACCUACUUCAGCCGCGGACGCCACAUCAAGUUGGAACCUCCGAGCGGUGUUCCCAGAGCAGGGGGACGGUACCUUUUACGGUCAUGCGGACAUCAUCAGGUCGGUCGAAUGGGACGGUGCCACCAACACGCUGUAUACUGGUGGCGAGGACGGAAACCUGUGUUUCUGGAACUUUGACUCGACUUCUGGCCAAGCGGUGGCGACAGGAUCGAUCGCGUUGGGCUCAGCUCCGCCAGUACCAGCAGCGAUGUCGUACAACGGAGCUGGAGAUGACAGUCAGAGCUCGAGCCGGUCGGGCUCGCGCAACGCUACUCCAGGGCGAUCGCAACGAUACACGCCGUACAAAUAG